This is a messenger RNA of Clonostachys byssicola, 837 nucleotides long. NCBI's taxonomy places the organism in Eukaryota, Fungi, Ascomycota, Sordariomycetes, Hypocreales, Bionectriaceae. The record is from the annotation of a GenBank genome assembly.
AUGUCCAGAAUGAUGCAGUCACUCCCCUUGAGAGGCCGGUCUAAAAGACGCCACUGCUCAGAGCCUCUUCGGUCACAACACUCAAGUCAAAUCAGUACCCUUACAGCAACCCCUGAGCGAGCGCUACCCACCGAAGUUCCGAUUGCCCAUAGUCAGGAUGCUGUACAAGAGACUGAAGGUUCGGCCCGGAGUCGACAGACCGGAAGCUCGUACGAAGAACUGAUUGCCUUGCGGGAAAGUAUUAUGAAGAAUGGGCAAGAAGUGGUCUCGCACUACAAUCACAUCGCCGAGGAAAAGAAGGCGCUGCUCGAGGAAAGGGUGGCGCUGAAUGAAAGAGAGACAAAGCUCAACUGGGAGGAGGAAUUCUUAACUCAGAGAGUGAAGGAUGUAGCCCGCCGAGAGGAAAACCUAAUCGCGGGAUGGGAAAGGCUGAAUGAUCAACCGUGCUUGCUACGGGGAAACGAGGAACGCGUCUACCAGGCGCAACUCAAUCUCUACCAUUUGAUAGGUCAAGUAGACAUGGGGACCGCCAUAGCUGAGCUAGAGCGAGAAAUCUACGAGAUCUAUGAGCGAGAGCAGGAAAUUCGUGAACGAGAGAAAGCCGUGUCCGAGCGGGAGGAAGAGAUUUGCAAACGAGAGAUCAACGUGUCCGAACGAGAGAACAACGUGCGGGAACGAGAGAAUAGCGUGUGGGAACGAGUGGAAAAGCUUUCCGAGCGACAGGAAGUGGCACGAACCAAUGAAAGGGUUUCCCGACAGAGUAGUUCUUGUAUUUAUGUUGCAAGGGCGACCGCUGAAUCAGUACUAAUUGAAUCCGGGGAUUUUUGGCGCAAGUAG